This is a messenger RNA of Rhinolophus ferrumequinum (greater horseshoe bat), 3632 nucleotides long. RefSeq names its product TLE family member 3, transcriptional corepressor (gene TLE3). Gene Ontology annotation, biological process: negative regulation of canonical Wnt signaling pathway; regulation of DNA-templated transcription. Gene Ontology annotation, molecular function: protein binding; transcription corepressor activity. Lineage: Eukaryota; Metazoa; Chordata; Mammalia; Chiroptera; Rhinolophidae. The record is from RefSeq and is a predicted model, not a curated record. The transcript is spliced from 20 exons. Bases 106 to 2454 code for a protein of 782 amino acids. Gene Ontology annotation, cellular component: nucleus; transcription regulator complex.
UUUGCCGGCCGCCCCCCGCUCGGACUUGGCUCCCCCCUCCCCCGCACCUCCCCGGCCGCGGCUCUCGGCGCUUCCACGCUCUUGGAAUCACGACCCCUCCCUGCCAUGUAUCCGCAAGGCAGACAUCCGGCCCCCCAUCAACCCGGGCAGCCCGGAUUUAAAUUCACGGUGGCUGAGUCUUGUGACAGGAUCAAAGACGAAUUCCAGUUCUUGCAAGCUCAAUAUCACAGCCUCAAAGUGGAGUACGACAAGCUGGCGAACGAGAAGACGGAGAUGCAGCGCCAUUAUGUGAUGUACUAUGAGAUGUCCUAUGGCUUGAACAUUGAAAUGCACAAGCAGACAGAGAUUGCGAAGAGACUGAACACAAUUUUAGCACAGAUCAUGCCUUUCCUGUCCCAGGAGCACCAGCAGCAGGUGGCACAGGCUGUGGAGCGCGCCAAGCAGGUCACCAUGACGGAGCUGAAUGCCAUCAUCGGGGUACGUGGACUCCCCAAUCUGCCUCUCACCCAACAGCAGCUCCAGGCGCAGCACCUCUCCCACGCCACGCACGGCCCCCCGGUCCAGUUGCCACCCCACCCGUCAGGCCUCCAGCCUCCAGGGAUCCCCCCAGUGACGGGGAGCAGCUCGGGGCUGCUAGCGCUCGGUGCCCUGGGCAGCCAGGCCCACCUGACGGUGAAGGACGAGAAGAACCACCAUGAGUUGGACCACAGAGAGAGAGAAUCCAGUGCGAAUAACUCAGUGUCGCCCUCGGAAAGCCUCCGGGCCAGUGAGAAGCACCGGGGCUCUGCAGACUACAACAUGGAAGCCAAGAAGCGGAAGGCCGAGGAGAAGGACAGCCUGAGCCGAUAUGACAGCGAUGGUGACAAAAGUGACGAUCUAGUGGUGGACGUUUCCAAUGAGGACCCAGCGACACCCCGGGUCAGCCCGGCACAUUCCCCUCCUGAAAAUGGGCUGGACAAGGCCCGGGGCCUGAAAAAGGAUGCCCCCACCAGCCCCGCCUCGGUGGCCUCCUCCAGCAGCACACCUUCCUCCAAGACCAAAGACCUUGGUCAUAAUGACAAAUCCUCCACCCCCGGGCUCAAGUCCAACACGCCAACCCCGAGGAACGAUGCCCCGACUCCAGGCACCAGCACGACCCCGGGGCUCCGGUCCAUGCCGGGCAAACCUCCGGGCAUGGACCCGAUAGGUAUAAUGGCCUCUGCCCUGCGCACGCCCAUCUCCAUCACCAGCUCCUACGCGGCGCCCUUUGCCAUGAUGAGCCACCACGAGAUGAACGGCUCCCUCACCAGCCCCAGCGCCUACGCCGGCCUCCACAACAUCCCGCCCCAAAUGAGUGCAGCUGCCGCCGCUGCUGCCGCCGCCUAUGGCCGAUCGCCAAUGGUGAGCUUUGGAGCUGUUGGUUUUGACCCUCACCCCCCUAUGCGGGCCACGGGCCUGCCCUCAAGCCUUGCCUCCAUUCCUGGUGGAAAACCAGCGUAUUCUUUCCACGUGAGUGCUGAUGGGCAGAUGCAGCCCGUGCCCUUCCCCCACGACGCCCUGGCAGGCCCCGGCAUCCCCCGGCACGCCCGGCAGAUCAACACGCUCAGCCAUGGGGAGGUGGUGUGUGCUGUGACCAUCAGCAACCCCACGCGGCACGUCUACACAGGUGGCAAGGGCUGUGUGAAGAUCUGGGACAUCAGCCAGCCAGGCAGCAAGAGUCCCAUCUCCCAGCUGGACUGCCUGAACAGGGACAACUACAUCCGCUCCUGCAAGCUGCUGCCCGACGGGCGCACGCUCAUCGUCGGCGGUGAGGCCAGCACGCUCACCAUCUGGGACCUGGCCUCGCCCACGCCCCGCAUCAAGGCCGAGCUGACGUCCUCGGCCCCCGCCUGCUAUGCCCUCGCCAUCAGCCCCGACGCCAAAGUCUGCUUUUCCUGCUGCAGCGACGGCAACAUCGCCGUGUGGGACCUGCACAACCAGACACUCGUCAGGCAGUUCCAGGGCCACACGGAUGGGGCCAGCUGCAUAGACAUCUCCCACGAUGGCACCAAGCUGUGGACAGGGGGCCUGGACAACACCGUGCGCUCCUGGGACCUGCGGGAGGGCCGGCAGCUGCAGCAGCACGACUUCACCUCCCAGAUCUUCUCCCUGGGUUACUGCCCCACCGGGGAGUGGCUGGCUGUGGGCAUGGAGAGCAGCAACGUGGAGGUGCUGCACCACACCAAGCCGGACAAGUACCAGCUGCACCUGCACGAGAGCUGCGUGCUCUCCCUCAAGUUCGCCUACUGUGGCAAGUGGUUUGUGAGCACUGGGAAAGAUAACCUUCUCAACGCCUGGAGGACACCGUAUGGAGCCAGCAUAUUUCAGUCUAAGGAAUCCUCGUCUGUCUUGAGUUGUGACAUUUCGGCGGAUGACAAAUAUAUUGUAACAGGCUCCGGUGACAAGAAGGCCACGGUUUAUGAGGUCAUCUACUAAACAAGGACUCUAACAGGGCUGUCAAACGCUGGGAGAGACAGACUUGGCUGUGACAGGGAGACGCCGGCGAGGGGUCCGAGGAUGGCGAGGCCGGGCGAGCAGCCCAGCGAGCGAGCCUUGUGGGGCUGCGCUGUGGCGGCGGGGAGGGCGCGCCCGGCGCGUCCCGCCUCCAGGCACAGAGGGAUGUGUCUCACGGACUCCGACGGAUUUCUCUUCUCCUCUCCUCCUUCACCAUCCUGGCAGACGUUACAAAUAGAUUUAUUUGGAGGUUCGUGGCUCCAGCUCCCCAGAGACACCCUCCUGAAUCUCUGUGUUUCCUUCCCCUUUCUUUUGACCUGUCCGCCUGCCCUGGGUCGGGGACACUGGAGUGGACCACAUAUCUGUGCUGGGGUGGGGCGGGGGGGAUCUCAUUUUCUCACUUGUGCAGCGCACGAGGUUUGUGAAAAAUGUAAAUAACAGACUCCUAUCUCGGACUGCUCAGCGGGGGAGGAGGCCCCUUCCCACCGGAAACGCUAGCCGUGUAUUUCGCCUGCUGUAUUUGUAACCCACUCGUGGUGGUGGCUUUUUUUUUUUCUUUUUUUUUUUUAACAGAAGUUCCCAUCUGGGAAGGGGGCGCAGGGAGGGGAAGCAAAAUGGAGAAGGGGAGGAAUGGGGAGAGAAAUCCUGGGGUAGAGGAAGGGAGCUGCGGCUGGUAACCAGACUGACCAUCAGGCACCCCUGGAAUGAGUGUGCCUCCGGUGUCCUGGGGAAUUCCCAGGCGGGUCAAGGUCGACACCACACAGCCUGGCGGACAGUGCUUGAGUCGGGCCAGCCUGGGCUGGGCCACAGAGACGGUCAGGUUUUUCUGUGGCCUCCUGCACUCCAUCUGCCUCUUGCCCUCUUGUCUCCCUCUCUCAGGGGUCUGACAUUUGCUCACUCUCCCUUCCUGGACUCGGUCUCUCUUUGGUGCACACUCAGUCAUCAUGUUGAGAAAUGGAGUUCAGAAGAACUCUCUUUCCGGCUCUUCUUAAUCUGCAGACACAACCUAAAAAGGACAGCAAGUUAGACGAAAGCAUAGCAAUUCAGCUCAGGGAGCUACCAGAGAAAAAUAGCAACUGAUGUGGGUGCUUUUUUUUCUUUUUUUUCUUUUUUUUUUAAAUUGGAAUAAAAAGAAUUAGAAGUGAUGUCCUUUUAUAAAA